AUGGCUAGGAAGAAGGUGGACCUUUCAUACAUAACCAACGCCCGGAAGAGGAAGGCUACAUUAAGCAAAAGGAAGAAUGGUUUGAUCAAGAAGAUGGAUGAAAUCAGCACUCUUUGUGGGAUUGAAGCAUGUGCUAUAUUUUAUACUCCCAAUAAUCCCCAGCCAGAGGUUUGGCCAUCUGAUUCGGGAGCCCAAAGUGUGCUUUCUAGGUUUAGGAAAGUGUCUGAACUAGAACAAAGCAAAAAAAAGUUGAGUCAAGAGAGUUUUUUGAGGCAGAGGAUUAACAAAGCCCAAGUACAACUUGGGAAACUAAGGAAUGAAAAUAGGAAGAAAGAGGUGACCCUUCUCAUGUUUCAAAACCUUAAUGCUAAGAACAAUUUUGAAAAUUCAAAUAUGAUUGAUUUGAAUGAUGUCUCAAACUUGAUUAAUCAUAACUUGGAGGAAGUAAAAAGGAAAAUCAAUAUGAGCCAAGCCCAAGAGGUGAAACCAAUUGUUGACAACGAAGGAGAAACCAUGAGUCAAGGAGGGAAAUCACUUGUGAAUCAUGUCCAAGGGACAGAGACUAAUGUGGAUGCCAUGUAG
Messenger RNA from Glycine soja, 582 nucleotides. RefSeq names its product agamous-like MADS-box protein AGL80. Gene Ontology annotation, molecular function: DNA-binding transcription factor activity, RNA polymerase II-specific; RNA polymerase II cis-regulatory region sequence-specific DNA binding; protein dimerization activity. NCBI's taxonomy places the organism in Eukaryota, Viridiplantae, Streptophyta, Magnoliopsida, Fabales, Fabaceae. The record is from RefSeq and is a predicted model, not a curated record. The transcript has 2 exons. Bases 1 to 582 code for a protein of 193 amino acids. Gene Ontology annotation, biological process: positive regulation of transcription by RNA polymerase II.